AUGCGCUCUGCUGCGGCUCCUUCGUUAAAGGCGACUUCGUCGUCGUCGUCGUCGUCAUCGAGAAGACCUUCACGACGAGAACGACGACGACGUGCCGUUGCUGUCGCGUCGACGAACGAAACCGAAACAAAAGAAGAAGACCAAACGAAACGAAUUGCAAUCGUGUUUGGAGCGACUGGUGGCGUCGGACAACUCGUCUGCGCGAAACUCCUCCUCGACGAGAACAGAAGAUACGACGUCGUCCACGCGAUGUGCCGAAAUAAAGAGACGGGCGAGGCUAAACUUAAGACGAAAAACAACGCUUCUUCAGCUUCGUCGUCGUCGUCAUCAACAAACGCAAGAUUGCGAGUGACCGAAGUAGACGUCAGAGAGGAAAAGGACGUGGAGAAGGUUUUAGACGCGAUAAUGACGGAAGGAGGAGAAGAAGCGAAAGUGGUGGUGGAUAUCGUGUGCUGUUUAGGAACGACGGCGUUCCCGUCGCAGCGGUGGAAAGAGAACAACGGGCCGGAACAGACGGACGAUAUUGCGACCGCGAACGUCAUCCGCGCGGCGCGGAAGAUUUGCUUUAAUGAAAGGAAUACGAGUGAUACGAAUAACAACAAUGACAAGAGCAGGUUCGUGUUGAUCUCCUCGGUUGGGGUGACGAGAACGGAUUCAAUGCCGUACGUCAUCUUGAACUUAUUCGGCGUUUUGAAAUAUAAGCGGAAAUCGGAGAAAUAUUUAGAACAGACGCAGAAAGAAAACGACGAUACGUUCGAUUACACCAUCGUCCGCCCGGGACGACUCACCGACGGUCCGUACACGUCGUACGAUUUGAACACGCUCUUAAAAGCCACAAGCUCGGAACGACGUCAGGUGGAAAUCAAACUCGGAGACGACUUCGACCCGCAAGAAACGAGUCGAAUCGCGGUUGCCGAUUGCGUCGCGUUUAGCUUGGCGAGCGAUUUGGCGAGAAACAAAGCGUUCGUCAUCGGGACGAAAGAAGGCGACGGCGGGCCCGAGCGAGAUGGAAAGAAUUCCUCCUUCUUCGCGUCCUGUUCUUUUGCCGCAAAAAAGUCUUCCCCGUCGGGAAAAUCAUCAUCAAAAUGUUCACUCAAAGUCCACGCCUUUCAACUCGGCUCGGUGGACCAAGACGAAUUGAACGCCCCCAAAAUCGACAUAUCCUUAACACGGGUAAAAAAAGGCGUUAAAAUCGGCGAAGGCGCGUUCGGGUCGGUGUUUUUAGGCGAGUUGAAAGAUGAAACAAAGAAAGGAGGGAAAACGACCACCACUCGAGUGGUUCUGAAAUCGAUGAACAAAAAAAUGGGGCGAGACGUGGAUUCCUUCUACCAGGACGAGCUGAACGUGCUGAACCGAUUGAAAAACAACGACGGCGCGGCACCUUUUAUAGGCGUCGCCGGGGCGAACGUGUACUUAGUGUUCGGGUACCAAGGGUCGACGACGUUGGAGACGUGUUUAAGAAAAGGCGAGAACGGGUGCUUCGAAGAGGUGAAAAGGGCGAUGGGAGAACCGAAAGCGACGGACGCGGAGAUUUUGAAGUUGGGCGCGAAGACUUUGUUAGAGUCGGUGGGUAAAGUGAACGCGGCGAGUAUUAUUCACAGGGACGUGAAACCGGCGAAUAUUUUAAUCGCGGAGGAGAGUUACGGGAAAUCUUCGGCGAAGAGGUUCGUCAUGAUCGACGCCGGCGCGGCGUGCGAUUUGAAAAUCGGCAAGAAGAGAAUCCUCGAGAGCGGGGCGAUAUUCGACCCGACCUACGGCGCUCCCGAACAGUUCGAAACCACCGGGUCUGGCUACGGUUUUGGUGGCAUGACCAAAAACUUGCUCGGCGUAAACUUCGGCGCGAAAAUCUCCUCCACCGGCGAAGUCCCGACGGAAAAAUUCGACAGCUACUCGUGCGGCAUGACCCUCUUACGCUUCGCCGUACCGCAACUCUACAGCGAAACAAGCAUGAGCUCCAUGCGAACGAGUUUAAUCCAAACCUACGGAAACGAUUUGAGAAAAUGGAGAGAGGAUGGUGCUCCAGUCAAAGGCGCUCUGUUCACCCAAACCUCUUGCGAUUUCGCCGUCUUGGACGAAGCGAACAUGUGGGACGUCGUCUGCGAUUUGUGCGAGAACGAUCCCAGGAAACGAAUAAACGUCAAACAAGCCGCGAAAAGAAUUAAAUAA
Molecule: messenger RNA, 2166 nt
Organism: Bathycoccus prasinos
Lineage: Eukaryota; Viridiplantae; Chlorophyta; Mamiellophyceae; Mamiellales; Bathycoccaceae
Exons: 2
Coding region: 1-2166 (721 amino acids)
Biological process (GO): protein phosphorylation
Molecular function (GO): protein kinase activity; ATP binding
Source: RefSeq, a predicted model, not a curated record